AUGCAGUACACACCUGUGUCCCAACUACGACAUCGACAGCAGCAACGGACCAACUCAUGGCCACGUAAUCAGGAGCUGCAGGGCUUUGCUGCCCAUAGCUUAUCAUACGUGGCAGAGGCUCCUCGAGAGGAGUCUGCACCUUCCGUCCACCGUCCAGUGGUGACAGCGACGUAUGAAUUAGACGAGCUUCCUGAGAGAUCUAACCAGGGCAAGGGCAAGGGCAAGGAUAUGCUUAGCCAAGCCGAAGAAGGUCGAGCAGGAGCCGGCCAAGAUGCAGCCGAGGAUGCUGAAGAGGACAAAGGGCCAAAGCCCUUUUGCUCGAUACGCGGCCGUUUCGUUAUAGCCCCCUUUCCGGGCUGGAAAAACUGGUUCAGCAGGAGAGGCGAUGACGCUUGA
Trichoderma gamsii is the source of this 396-nucleotide messenger RNA. RefSeq lists its product as hypothetical. The coding region runs from base 1 to 396 and encodes 131 amino acids. NCBI's taxonomy places the organism in Eukaryota, Fungi, Ascomycota, Sordariomycetes, Hypocreales, Hypocreaceae. The transcript has a single exon. The record is from RefSeq and is a predicted model, not a curated record.